AUGUCAACAAUGCGGGCCGUAGCCUGGUUCGGCCAACCCUACAACGUCUCCGUAAUCGACAUGCCCGUCCCCGCCAUCACCAACCAGAUAGACGUCGUCGUCCGCAUCACCUCCUCCGCCAUCUGCGGCUCCGACCUACACAUGUACCACGGCUUCGGCGGCACGCCCAACGUGCCCUACGGUUUCGGCCACGAGGCCGUCGGCUACGUCCCCAGCGUCGGGGACGCCGUCUCGAGUCUUGAGGUUGGCGACUAUGUCAUCAUCCCAGACAACGCCGACAACGGGCACUGGGGUCCUUCGCAUCCCCUAAUCCUUCGGCGUUGGGAGCGCAAAUUAUGGCGGUGCAAGAAGUACGAGACAACCCAAGUUGACCCAAUCUUCCGUCCUGUACCAGCCGAGUACGCCAGGGUGCCCCACGCCGACACAUCCCUCUCCCCAAUCCCACUAACCUCAACAAACACCACAUCUGAACUAGACUACCUCAUGAUCACAGAUGUCUUCACAACAGGCUGGCACGUCCUCUCCUACUCAGGCUUCCAACCCAGCGACACAGUCGCCAUCUUCGGCGCCGGGCCCGUCGGCCUCCUAGCCGUCUACUCCGCCAAACUUCGCGGCGCCUCUCGGGUCUACGUCGUCGACCGCAUCGCCAGCCGCCCUGAGCAAGCCGAAUCUUUGGGCGCCAUACCCAUCGACUUUUCCCAACAAGACCCCGUGGAAGCGAUACUCAGCCGUGAGCCCGCUGGCGUGACGCGCAGCCUCGACUGCGUGGGCUUCGAAUCCGUCAACGCCACGGGAGAUCCGCACAACGGCAUUGUGCUAGAGAACAUGGUUGCCGUGACCUCCGUGUACAGAGGCAUGGGUAUCGGCGGUGUGUACAACGGCGGCGGAAACAGCACCGAGGGAGCGCCCAAUGCCGGGACCCUACCCGCGGAGAUUCCUAUCCCCAUGGCAUCGCUAUGGAGGAAGGGCUUGUCCGUCGGAAGGGGUAUCGUCUUGUCUUUGCUGAGGGCACCUCCUUUGCUGGACUUGAUCGCAUCUGGUGUCGCUAAGCCGAGCUUUGUGGUGACGGCUGAAAGCGGCAUUGAGGAUGCGCCGGAGUAUUACCGUCGUUACAGUGACCACUUGGAGAACAAAGUCGUCAUCCGGUUCCCUUAG
This is a messenger RNA of Colletotrichum abscissum, 1155 nucleotides long. Its product is annotated as alcohol dehydrogenase GroES-like domain-containing protein. The coding region runs from base 1 to 1155 and encodes 384 amino acids. Gene Ontology annotation, molecular function: zinc ion binding; oxidoreductase activity. The record is from RefSeq and is a predicted model, not a curated record. The transcript is spliced from 2 exons. Lineage: Eukaryota; Fungi; Ascomycota; Sordariomycetes; Glomerellales; Glomerellaceae.